Molecule: messenger RNA, 1182 nt
Organism: Laetiporus sulphureus 93-53
Lineage: Eukaryota; Fungi; Basidiomycota; Agaricomycetes; Polyporales; Laetiporaceae
Exons: 2
Coding region: 175-996 (273 amino acids)
Source: RefSeq, a predicted model, not a curated record
ACGUAAAAUGUUUAUCCAAUUGGGGCCGCCGCGUGCUGCCGUAACAGAAUACAACAACCUAUUAAAGUGCGCAAUACCACGCUCCACGGCGCGUCCUCUCCUCCCCCUCCUCGUUUGUUUCCGCCCCGGCCACUCCCCCCCACGGCCACCCCCCACGGCCACCCACUCUGCUCCAUGGCCGUAUUCGCGCCCUACGCGUAUUCCGUCCCGCCCGCCCCAAAACGCCGCCGCACCGCGACCGCAGUCCUCGCAGGCGACUUUGACCCGCGUCCCGCGCGCGACGUGCUCACCAGCCUGCUCAAUGGCGUCCCCGUAAACAAGGAGGUCGAGGACCGCGAGGAGGCGCGCAGGGUGCGGAAGAGGAAGGAGAAGGAGCGCGAAGGGGAGAGGGAGAAAGAGAGAGAGAAGGACAAGGAUAAGGAGAGGGAGAGGGAGAAGGAACGAGAGAAGGAGAAGAAACGCGCAAGGCCCGGUCUCAAGGUCACCACCACGAUCCCCAUCACGUCCGGCUCGUUGAUGCACGCGUCCGGGUCCACGUCCAGCACGAGCAAGCGGGCCCCGUCCGUCGUGCAUGCCCCUGCCACACAUCAGCCGCCACAGCCCUCGUCCUUCUGGCAAGCACGGCCCGCGAUCCACAUCACCGGCGCGCAGCGCUCCGUCUCCGUCACCCCGCCUCCCAUGGGCCCGUCCUCGCCGCCGACCACGCCCGGCCCCUCCGUGUCCUCCACCGUCUCGGCGACGUCGUCCAAGCGGCUGUUCACCCCGGACGACGACGAGGACCUGCGCGGCGUCACGCCUGUCCCGCAGCCUCAUCCUACACGGCCACGAAAGAAGCGCACAGCCGUGAAGAAGGGAUGGAAGGGCUGGGUGGAGGGCUCGCCCCCGCCGUCGGAGAAGCUGAUCAACCUGGACUCUGUGACGGUGCUGACGGAGAGGAAGACGAGGAGCGGGAAGAGCUUCGACGCGAUCGGUGUCGGCAAGGACGGGUGGGUCUGAGGUCGGGUUGCGUGGUGGUGAUGGCUGUGCGACGUGCGCCCCCGUGCCUCGUCGACGACGUUUGCGGCGGGGACAAUAGGGCGUACGUGUCGGUCGCUCGUGCUGUGUCAAAUCUUCCAUCGUUGCUGUCAUGAAUUCGGAGGCGGUCAAAGGCCGCCUCUCAUGUCUCUCCUCCGACGAUAUAUA